CAUUAGACUUUAUUAGAGUUUAGGUUAACUGGUUUGGUUGUAAAAUUGGGCUUAUUUUUUACUAUUUCUCGACUGUUUGUUGUAUUAAACAAUGUCGAAUUACCCAGAUUUUGGUAAAAUCGGCAAAGACUCAUCGAGGGCGGCGUGUAAAAAGUGUGGCUAUGCUGGCCACUUAACUUUUCAGUGUAGAAACUUUAUUAAAGUAGACCCAAACAAAGAGAUAGUCCUAGAUGUCAGCAGCACAAGUAGCGACAGUGAGCAGGACUAUGCCACUCCGUUGCAGAGCCUCCGCGAGACAGAGUUACGUAAGAAACUGGAGGAGAAGCUAAAGAGAGCUCGGGAGAAAAAGAGCAAAAAAAGUAAAAAGAAGAAAUCUAGAUCAUCAAGUUCAUCACCAUCAAGUAGUUCAUCAUCAUCAGAUUCAGAGAGCAGUGACUCGGAAGAAGAAAAGAGGAAGAAGAAAAAGAAGAAAUCCAAAAAGAGCAAAUCUAAGAAGUCUCAUAAAGAAAAGAAGAAGAGUAGGAAAUGAUAUUACUUUUUAAUGUGUAGUAUGAUAAAAUUAUGAUGAAUGUAAACAGGUAAAGUGUAUUUGGGUGGUACUAAAUGCUUAAGAAUGUUGAGUAAUUCAAAAAAGGAUUAUGACGAUGGAAUUAUAUGGCACUUUGUACCCCUUUUUACUAGUGUCACAGAUUUGUAAUAGUUCAUUGUAAUUGAAGGCUGAAUUUCAUAUUUUGUAUUUUAAGAUUUAAGUAUGUAUAUUGAUAAUUGUGUCAUAAUUAAAUAAAUUG
Cydia strobilella is the source of this 788-nucleotide messenger RNA. RefSeq names its product protein SREK1IP1-like. Lineage: Eukaryota; Metazoa; Arthropoda; Insecta; Lepidoptera; Tortricidae. The transcript is spliced from 3 exons. Gene Ontology annotation, molecular function: nucleic acid binding; zinc ion binding. The coding region runs from base 92 to 529 and encodes 145 amino acids. The record is from RefSeq and is a predicted model, not a curated record.